GAGGCGGGGCCCUGGCGGCUGGAGGAGGUGGCGGUGGCAGUGACGGCGACAAGUCCCAGCCGGACCAAGUCUCCACUGUCCCCAGCAGCCUGGAAUGGGUAAUGGUGUGAAGGAAGGCGCGGUGCGUUUGCGUGAGGAUGCCGAGGCCAUCCUGUCCCCGCCCGUCUCUUCAAAGAGCGAUCACAGGCAAGUGCUCAGCUCCCUCUUGUCCGGGGCCCUGGCUGGCGCUCUUGCCAAAACGGCAGUAGCUCCCUUGGACCGAACCAAAAUCAUCUUCCAAGUGUCUUCAAAAAGAUUUUCUGCCAAGGAGGCUCUCCGGCUGCUCUACUUCACCUACCUCAACGAGGGCUUCCUCAGCCUGUGGCGUGGGAACUCGGCCACUAUGGUGCGCGUGGUGCCCUACGCUGCCAUCCAGUUCAGUGCGCACGAAGAGUACAAGCGAGUCCUGGGCCGCUACUACGGCUUCCACGGAGAAGCCCUGCCCCCUUGGCCUCGUCUCCUCGCAGGGGCACUUGCUGGAACCACAGCUGCUUCAAUUACCUACCCCCUGGACCUGGUCCGAGCCCGCAUGGCCGUGACCCCAAAGGAAAUGUACAGCAACAUCUUUCAAGUCUUCAUCCGCAUCUCCCGGGAGGAAGGGCUGAAGACCCUCUACCAUGGCUUCACGCCCACCGUGCUGGGGGUCAUCCCCUAUGCUGGGCUGAGCUUCUUCACAUAUGAGACACUCAAGAGCCUGCACAGAGAAUACAGCGGCCACCGGCAGCCCUACCCCUUCGAGCGCAUGAUCUUCGGGGCCUGCGCAGGCAUCAUAGGGCAGUCGGCCUCAUAUCCACUGGACGUGGUGCGUAGGCGCAUGCAGACAGCGGGCGUCACAGGCCACCCACACGCCUCCAUCGCCUGCACCCUGCGCGCCAUUGUGCGAGAGGAGGGCGCAGUACGUGGCCUCUACAAGGGCCUGAGCAUGAACUGGCUCAAGGGCCCCAUCGCCGUGGGCAUCAGCUUCACCACCUUUGACCUCAUGCAGAUCCUACUGCGGCGCCUGCAGAGCUAGGGACUCGCACUUGGUGGCUCUCGAGAUAGGGAGCCCAGCUCCAGCACAGGGAGGACCGCUGACCCCUACUGUUUGGGAGACUGGGGAGUGAGGGGACACUUGGCCCUGCCCCAGAGCCACGUGGGAGCACCUUGUGGAACAAGCAGGUGGGCCAGGGGGCAUGGGAUUGGCGCCCAUGGGUCCACGGGAAAGCCGGAGGCCCUUGAAGUGCAGUGUUGGAGCAACUGAGCACCCCACCUUUCCUCUUCCUCCUCCGUGGGGCUGGCUCUGCCUCCCAGAGGUGGCCCCCCCACACCCUGACGCCAGAGUGACCAGCGCCAGCUCCUGGCACUCUGUGCCCUUGGACAUGCUCCUGGUUCUUGUGACUGUCCCCACUGGGCUCAGAGCCAGGCUCUGCCUGCCCCUUGUUGGCCCAGUCUGUGUGCGGAGCAGAGGAGCCAGAGAGUGGGAGAGGCCUGCCUUGCCUGUCCACGAAGGGACCAGCCUCCUACUCAGCUUUGGCUACAAAUGCAGCCUGUUACCCCUCCCCGCCCCCCACCACUGUCUUGCCUUUAUUUCCCAGGGGACAUGACUCCCCAGUUCCCAAAGCCUUCCGCUGGGGAGCAGCCUUCCCUGAGUGUUACCCUGGUCCUGACUCCAGGCCCUGGUGGGUCUGGAGCCAGUCUUCCCCGCUGCAGGGCACCCCACAGCCGCACCCAGAGGCGGGGCCUCGGGCCCUACCCCUUGGCCCACAGGCACCGGUCGGCUUUUGGGGGGACCCCCAGCAGCUGGCACAUCUUGGCUCCCCACCCGAGCGGGUGUUUGGCCUGGAUGUGGGGCUAUUUAAGGCCUACGGGGUUGUCUGAUUCCCAUGAACGGAAUGCAUGGAGGCAGCUGGCAGCCUUGAUCCUCCCCAGAUGGAAGCCUGUGUCAGUGUGGCCCGCGGUGGGCAGCUCAGGAGAGUCGAGGUACCACGGGACACCCCCAGGGAGCUGGUCUUACAGAGAAGUUCCUGGGUCCCCUCUGUGUCACAGGGACUCAGAAACACCCAUUCCCUAAUGAUGUUUGGAGAUUCUUGACUAUGGUUUUAAAAUUUGGCCGACCCUGUGCCUAACCAGCGCAAUCUGGUUUCAGGACAAGGUUGGCUCAGCCCUACAGUGUGUAAAAUGACCUGUGUGCUUGCCUCACACGCGUUUCCCGUCACGACUCUGAUUUCUUUGUUCAGUUCCACGUCUCUUCUUGCCUUGGGCCCGCGGGGCGCCCUUGCCUGCAUGUGCCCGCCGGCCAGCCCCAGCGUCAUUCCCAGCCUCUUGCCCCAGGGGCUCGAGCAGCCUGUGAUGCUCUCCCAUUGCGUGUCUUACCGCUGCCCGGUGCCCGGGAGAGGCAGGGGCAUGCCUCACAGGGGGCAGGAUGGAGGCCCCAGGCCCCGGGCCCGAGAGAGAGCACCAGGAACUAGGGCCCACCCCAGGCGGGUGAGGCCAGGUGGCUGGUUGGGCAGCACCCUCCUCUGAGCUGCAGGCUGGGCGGCAGCAGGAGGGUCCUGCUGGCCCUUGUGCCUCCCCGAGGUGGCUCCCAGCUCCUAGGCCUCUCCCGCGCCAUCACCACUCUCCCAACCCCCGCACAGGGCCGGACCGGCACCCUCCGCGGCCACACCCCUCCCCACCGGCUGCCUGUCCUGGUCUGGAGUUAUUUUGAUGCCAUGAAGACACUUUGUUUAUAUAUAAUGUUUAUAUAUUUUAAAGAUUUGUGCCAAGAGAGUAUAUUUAAUAAAAAUUAAAAUGACUUU
Molecule: messenger RNA, 2816 nt
Organism: Pteronotus mesoamericanus
Lineage: Eukaryota; Metazoa; Chordata; Mammalia; Chiroptera; Mormoopidae
Gene: SLC25A42
Product: solute carrier family 25 member 42
Exons: 8
Coding region: 95-1051 (318 amino acids)
Biological process (GO): transmembrane transport
Source: RefSeq, a predicted model, not a curated record